GCGGGGAUGAGCAACGGUUAAUGGCUGACUGGGAGUUAUGGAUUAGCUAACGUUCGGCACUAAUAAAUGUUAAACGACGUCUCUGUGUGUCCGGUUCUGAUGUGGGCAUUUCUCCCACUGAGCCGUUCCUGAAAGGGCACUUGGAAGACAGAGGAUACUAAGUGCCAAGUCUUGUGGGUUGGCAGCUGCUCCUCACCAUGUCCAAGAGCAAGAGUUCUGAGUCUGUCAAGGUGGUGGUUCGAUGUCGUCCCAUGAAUGAAAAAGAACAGGCAGCCAAGUUUGAAAGGGUGGUCUCUGUCGAUGUAAAACUGGGCCAAAUUAUUGUCAGGAACCCCAGGGAAGCUUCAGCCAAUGAACACCCGAAAGUCUUCACUUUUGAUUCAGUGUAUGACUGGAACUCCAAGCAAAUAGAUCUGUAUGAUGAAACCUUUAGGCCCCUGGUGGAUUCAGUUCUUUUUGGUUUCAAUGGGACCAUCUUCGCCUACGGGCAGACGGGUACAGGGAAGACGUACACUAUGGAGGGGGUGAGGAAUGACCCAGAGAGGAGGGGGGUGAUCCCUAACUCCUUUGAGCACAUAUUCACACACAUUUCACGGUCCCAGAAUCAACAGUACCUGGUGAGGGCAUCAUAUCUUGAAAUUUACCAAGAGGAGAUCAGAGACUUGCUGUCCAAGGACCAAUCACGUCGUCUUGAGCUCAGGGAGAGGCCUGACACGGGUGUGUAUGUUAAAGACCUUUCAUCGUUUGUCACCAAGAGUGUGUGGGAGAUCGAGCAUGUCAUGAACGUGGGCAACCAGAAUCGUUCGGUGGGUGCCACUAACAUGAAUGAACACAGCUCCCGAUCUCACGCCAUAUUCGUCAUCACUGUUGAGUGCAGUGAGUUGGGUGUGGAUGGAGAGAACCAUAUUAGAGUUGGCAAACUGAACCUGGUAGAUUUAGCUGGCAGUGAAAGGCAGACCAAGACGGGCGCUCAGGGGGAGAGGCUUAAAGAAGCCACAAAGAUCAACCUGUCACUUUCUGCUCUGGGUAAUGUCAUAUCAGCUCUGGUGGAUGGCAAGAGCAGCCACAUCCCCUACCGAGAUUCAAAGCUCACCCGUCUGCUGCAGGACUCUCUGGGGGGCAACGCCCGCACUGUCAUGGUUGCCAACAUUGGCCCAGCAUCCUACAAUGUGGAGGAGACCUUAACAACGCUGCGCUACUCCAACAGGGCAAAGAACAUCAAGAAUAAACCACGGAUCAAUGAGGACCCCAAGGAUGCCCUGCUGAGGGAGUUUCAGGAGGAGAUCGCUAGGCUGAAGGCACAGCUGCAAAAGCGCUCAGGAAAGAAAAAAAAGAAGAGGCAGGGGAGGAGGGGCGGAGAAGGGGUUGAUGGUGAGGAUCUGGAAGAAGGAGAGACAGAGGACGAUGAUGAAGAUGGAGACGACAAAGGAGAUUACUGGCGGGAGCAGCAGGAGAAGCUGGAGCGAGAGAGAAAGGCUAUCAUGGAGGAUCACAGUUUGGUGGCUGAGGAGAAAGUUCGGCUGCUUAAGGAGAAGGAGAAGAAAAUGGAAGACUUGAGGAGGGAGAGGGAGGCCGGAGAGAUGCUUGCAGCCAAAGUUAAGUCAAUGGAGAGUAAGCUUCUAGUAGGGGGGAAGAACAUUGUGGAUCACACCAACGAGCAACAGAGGAUGCUGGAGCAGAGGAGGCAUGAAAUUGCUGAACAGAAACGGCGAGAGCGAGAGAUGCAGCAGCAGAUGGAAAGUCGUGAUGAGGAGACUCUGGAGCUGAAGGAGACCUACAGCUCCCUGCAGCAAGAAGUCGACAUCAAAACCAAGAAGCUGAAAAAGCUGUUUGCCAAGCUGCAGGCAGUGAAGUCAGAAAUCCAUGACAUCCAGGAGGAACACAUCAAAGCGCGUCAGGGCCUGGAACAGGAGCAGAACGAGCUCACCAGGGAUCUCAAACUCAAGCAUCUUAUCAUUGAGAACUUCAUUCCCUUAGAGGAGAAGAACAAAAUAGUGAACAGAGCUUACAUCGAUGAGGAGGAUGAGCACUGGAAAAUGAAGCCCAUCACCCGUAUAGAGGAUGAACAUCAGAUGAUGACCAGGCCUUUGUCUGCAGUGGGCUACAUGAGGCCUCUCUGUCACCACGCUCGCAUGGCCAUGAUCAUGAAGACUGACAUGAGAUACAAAGCUGAGAACAUCCUGAUGCUGGAAAUGGAUCUGCCAGCACGGACCACUAAAGAGUAUCAGGAGCCCGUUAUCGCCCCAAAGGUGGCGGCAGCUCUGGAGGACGCUCUUAGGGAUGAGGAUGAGAUUCAGGUAGAUGCCUCAGGCUUUCACAGCAGCUUGGGACCAACCCCACCAACCAGCGCCAGCAGCAGCCUCAAGAAACCAAAGUCUGGUCGACCAAGAACAGGCAAGAAGUCAAGCACUCCGACCUCUCCUUUCAGCCCCUCCAGUCCAGGAUCUCCUCUUUAUCCACAGUCCCGCGGCCUGGUGCCCAAGUGACAGCUUCUGUCACUACCACCAACCUCUCCUGUGCACCUUUCCACUUUGGGACUCAACUUUGAGAGAAUGGGUUUGGUUAAGUCGUGUUUUGUUUUUGUUUUUUGUCCAAACUACAAAGUCUUUGAUUUUGCAAACGAUAUAAAAAAAAACACUUUAAUACUAAUGCUGCUUUGUAGGUUUUAACUGUAACCACACCACUAUUAACUGUUGUCAUGAGCUUUUCAUUUGGAGAUAUGAAACCCUUCAUCCUGAGUGUGUCUAACACCGGGACAGCAGCCACGCAUGAAGCCUCACAUCACUCUGCACUGCUAUUACCUUUCCCUACAUCUGGCAGGAUGCCAGCAUUGUCUUAUAUAUGGAUCACAAUGUUCUUCAUGUACAGGAAAAAAAUGAAAGUGGGCUUAUAACCUCUCUUUGAUGGACUGCAGUAUCUUCAAUGCACUUCUUCUUCAUAUCUUCCCAGAUGUGUGGUGUCUGUUGGGUGUUGUAGUCCUCUCAUACAGUAAUUGUGGAUGUUAUGGGGGUGUGUUGGGGUUGACGUAAACACACAUGGAAUAGGCAGCUCUGCUGCACUUGUUGCUAACUGAUUGUUUGUGUAAGUGUGUGUCAGUGUGUUGUUCUAUGUGUGGCCACACAUCUGUGUGUGUGUGUGUGUGUCUGUCUUUACGUCACUGUCUGAAAUCGAACUUUUCAGUUUAUGUCACACAGUGUUAGGGUGGAGCUUUAACCUCCUGUGUUUGUGUGUUGGGUUUUUUUUGUCUUAAUGGAAUAGCUCAACAUUUUGGGAAAUGCGCUCACUGGCUUGAUUGCCGAGAGUUAGAUGAGAAGAUCGAUACCACUCUCAUGUCUGUAUGCUAAACGUGAAGCUAGAGCUAAUCAGCUUGUCUUGGCAGCCUUCACUGGUUGCCUGGCAACCUCAUAGAGACGAAUGUCCAAGAAGUCUUUAUGCUAAGCUAAGCUAAUCACUUGCUGACUAGUUUCAUACUUAGUGUACAGACAUUAGAGUAACAAGGGUGUUUCAUAAAAUGUCAGACUGUUCCUUUAACUCUGUAUGAUUGUAACUGUCCAGGCCAGAAAGUAAAGCACACUACAGACUUGGCCUCUGUCACAAGUUGCUGUAAUCAGUAGAUGCUGUUCUUCUUGGGGCAAAAGAGACAGAGAUGGGGAACAAUGGGAGAGAGUUCAGCACAUUUACACCCAGUAUGGAAACUUUCUAGGCUGGAUGACACUGCAGUUGGCCGCCAGACAUCUUAGCAGGAGAUCAGUGCUAAGCACAACCUGGGUCACUUCAAAGUUACUGUCCUCUGAUUCUGUGCCUCAGAUUCAUCAGGGUUCCAAGGUGCCUUAACCUGUGCCCUUAAUCUCUGCUCCUUCAUUUAAAGUGUGUACACAUAUUCCUGUGUUUUUAUCACUCACUCUGCUCUUUCAUUCCAGCAUCAGGGAAUUAUUUAUGCAUGGUCCUGACAUUCCUGUCAGAAUAGGGUACACUCAUUAGAUGGAGAGGCAGAGCAUUUGGACACAGCAUUCAACCACCCCCAGGUUUCUGGCUAAGGGCCACAGGAAGGGAGGGCAAAUGAAGGGCGAUGUUUGCCUUCUUUUAUUUUAUUUUUUUUAAUUUUUACCCCAUCUGCUUUUGUAUUGGUUUGAGUGGAAAACAACUGAGUGCCCUAACAGACCACUGAAAACCCAGGGCAGUGUUGAGCUCUUCAUAGCACUGCGGUGGUGCCACAAAACUCGGUCGAAACACUAUGGAUUCGAAUGGAUAUGAAUACACAAACCAUUCCAUUUGUAUGCCUACGGAUGAAUAAUAUGCAGUUUUAACCUCCAUGGCUCAGCCUGCCUCUCUGCUGCUCUCCGUUCCCCAUACUCUUAACUGUGAGGGUUGUGCUGUCCACUCGCUGCUACUGUGUAGGGUUUUACAACCCACUGUGACUUUUCAGCAGGCCUGGGUCAGACAGCAAAUGAAAUCCUCUCAAAUACUUGAUAUGUGCAGUUCAUUGUUUCAGAGGCAUCGUCAUGAUCAAGCCCAUCUCAUUUGUUACAAGUUGAGAGUAACUUAAAAGUAAAGGCUUUCUCUUGCUGUUUGUCUCAUGCUUGCAAACGUUAUGUAAUUAGAUAUGUAACAGUGAAUAUAGACUUGUUUGUAGGGCAAUCCUCAGUCACUUUUACAGCUGUAAAAAAAAAAAAAAGAUUACAAACAUGAGUUUCCAUAUUGAAAAAAUCUAACUUAUUAUAAUCUUUCAUUUUUUAUAUACAGAUGUAGAUAUAAUUUUUUAUUCUUUUUUUUUGUCUUUAAAAUAGAUUGUUUUAUUUUUUUGAGCUUUGUAAUUUAAUGUUGAAAUUUUAUUUUUGCUUGAUACAUGUACCAUGUGUCUUCUUUUGUAUUCAGCAAGGUACAGGCUUUGUUUUGUGUGUGCAUGUGUGUGUUUACACUUAAAAAUGCUUCAGUCGAUGAGUUCGUCACAGAUGAAAGCGUGAGUCAACUGUUGAUUUAUGUCACCUUUGAGUAUUUACACAUUGACUGUUCAUUUAACUUCAUAGACACAAACAUAAUCUUUAGAAUAAGGCCUGAUUGUUGUAACUAACACUGCAAUGCUGUACACCCGCCGCAUGACUUUAGCACGCUCGAGUAAUACGUUUGGUUGUGCGAGUAUUCAUCCAUCGUAGGAAUUUGGUGAGCAAAAUGUGAAUGUCUUAAUUUAAUUGAAUACCUUUGCAUCUGUAGCUACAUCACUGGAUCCAAACUCCAAAUCGAAAAGACUUUUGUGACCAACUUUUAUGUGCUGGUAUUGUUUUUAUAGCCAAAUGACGAUUAUGCUGGUGCACUUCUGUCUGUGGCUGGCUAUGUCUUUUACCUGUUUAGUUUCUUUGGAUUAUUAAAGACGAUUCAAUGA
Molecule: messenger RNA, 5380 nt
Organism: Toxotes jaculatrix (banded archerfish)
Lineage: Eukaryota; Metazoa; Chordata; Actinopteri; Toxotidae
Gene: kif3b
Product: kinesin family member 3B
Exons: 9
Coding region: 198-2486 (762 amino acids)
Biological process (GO): microtubule-based movement
Molecular function (GO): microtubule binding; microtubule motor activity; ATP binding
Source: RefSeq, a predicted model, not a curated record